Messenger RNA from Cercospora beticola, 420 nucleotides. RefSeq lists its product as uncharacterized. The record is from RefSeq and is a predicted model, not a curated record. Lineage: Eukaryota; Fungi; Ascomycota; Dothideomycetes; Mycosphaerellales; Mycosphaerellaceae.
AUGUCCUACAAAGUCUACACCAUCGAGCGCCUCGGCAUGAGCUCGCUCAACCACGUCGCCCUCUUUGUCGAGACAGAGACUGACGGAGGCGGCCUAGUCUUUCACGUCACCGGUAACAUCCUAAGCGGUAUGAAGUACGAGAAGGAAGUCUCCGAUCGUCCAGACAACUCGGCAUCAUUCAUUGCUGGAACUCAACGUCUUAUCGAAACCCUCCAGAAAUCGAAGUUGUCCGACUUCGAGUCGGCUUGCGAGAGCGUGCCUAUUCCAGGUGCGCAGCUUAAGCUGAAUGGCACGCCGAAGCAUCCUUGGAAACCGAUCCGGCGGUGCGGCGAGUGGGUUGAGGACGCGAAGGCGAAGGUCAUUGCCGAUGGGAUCUUGCUGGUCGGAAGCACGGAACACGAGUGGCUCGUUCUGCUGUGA